UGGUCUGGCCAUUCCCGACGCUAUUCGGGAAGUUGUGAACGGGUGAUAUACGCUUCUCAGAAUGAUAGAUGAAAUCGUGGAUCGUAUCGUUCAGUUCUUUUCCACCGGGCUUGUGGAGAAAAUCGUUAAAGCUUUCCUAGUCCUAUGCGAUCGGUUCGUAAACUUCAUACUCUCCCUGUGCGAGGGCAACAAUUACAAGAAGAAGGACGAAACGGUUGAUGUGCUGUAUACUAGCGGCAACUUUUUGGUGAUCAACAAAAAACACGAUUUGCUGAUCAAUUCUAAUGAUACUAAAAAGAAAACGGUGCAAACAAUCAUGCGAAAACAAUUUCCCGAGUACGUACAGGAUAAUCUAACGCAUGACUUCUAUUUCGCCCAUCGGUUGGAUUUCGCCACUAGUGGAAUACUUUGCAUUCCGCUGAAUAAAAACGCUUGCAAGGAGGUUUGUCAGGUGUUCGAGGAGCAGCGUGCCAGAAAAUACUAUCUAGCUUUACUUCGUGGACAUACCGAUUUCGAUGAGGAGGUGAUCGACAUAGCAAUCGGCGAAGACGUACGGUUCAAGGAUACUAGCAAGAAAAUGUGCACCAUCCUCGAGGAUGAACUCUGCCAAAAUCCGCGUCGCAGUAUCACAAAGGUGCUGGUGCUAGAUCGGGGCUACUACAAUGGGAAACCCGUCACCAAAGUGCUUUUACGGCCGAUCACCGGCCGACGGCAUCAGCUGCGACUGCACUGCUCGCAGAUCGGGCACGUGAUCGUAGGCGACUAUACGUACAGUUUGAAGAUCGACACCUCUCCACCGCGCAUGUUUCUGCACGCGUUCCGGCUGGUGCUGCCGAACACGAUCGAAAAUCUCGACAUCCAGACGGACGAUCCUUUUACGGAGAAGGCGCUCAAGUACAAGUGGAAGGUGGUGGAGCAGGUGAACAGCAUUGCGAACGCGUUCGACAUCAUUGACUCAUUUUAACAUUUGUGGGAACCAUGUAGAAUAUACUUUUGUAGGUCACGUUCGUUCACGUUUCGGUUGGACCAUUUCCGGCGCCGGUUGAAUGUAAAUAUUCGUUCCUUUUCUCGAAUUUAUUCGCUCUAGACC
This is a messenger RNA of Anopheles maculipalpis, 1090 nucleotides long. Its product is annotated as RNA pseudouridylate synthase domain-containing protein 1-like. Lineage: Eukaryota; Metazoa; Arthropoda; Insecta; Diptera; Culicidae. Bases 62 to 964 code for a protein of 300 amino acids. Gene Ontology annotation, biological process: pseudouridine synthesis. The transcript is spliced from 3 exons. Gene Ontology annotation, molecular function: pseudouridine synthase activity; RNA binding. The record is from RefSeq and is a predicted model, not a curated record.